Messenger RNA from Lobosporangium transversale, 204 nucleotides. Its product is annotated as DNA-directed RNA polymerase I, II, and III subunit RPABC5. The record is from RefSeq and is a predicted model, not a curated record. Bases 1 to 204 code for a protein of 67 amino acids. Gene Ontology annotation, cellular component: RNA polymerase III complex; RNA polymerase I complex; RNA polymerase II, core complex. Gene Ontology annotation, molecular function: DNA-directed RNA polymerase activity; DNA binding; zinc ion binding. Gene Ontology annotation, biological process: tRNA transcription by RNA polymerase III; transcription by RNA polymerase I; transcription by RNA polymerase II. The transcript has 3 exons. Lineage: Eukaryota; Fungi; Mortierellomycota; Mortierellomycetes; Mortierellales; Mortierellaceae.
AUGAUUAUCCCUGUGCGCUGCUUCUCCUGCGGAAAAGUCAUUGGAAACAAAUGGGACCAUUAUCUCUCACUCCUGCAGGCAGACUUUAGCGAAGGUGAUGCUCUUGACUCACUCGGAUUGAAGAGAUACUGCUGCCGUCGCAUGGUCCUUACACAUGUCGACUUGAUUGAGAAGCUGUUGCAUUAUAAUCAAAAAGCGCGGUAA